CUGCACUACGGGACCCUCCUGGGCAGCAGAGCUUGUGUCCACAUGGCAGCAGCUGCCUGGGCCACUGGGUUUCUCAAUGCUCUGCUGCACACGGCCAAUACAUUUUCACUGCCCCUGUGCAAGGGCAAUGCCCUGGGCCAGUUCUUCUGUGAAAUCCCCCAGAUCCUCAAGCUCUCCUGCUCACACUCCUACCUCAGGGAACUUGGGCUUAUUGUGGUCAGUGCCUGUUUAGGUUUUAUUUGUUUUGUGUUCAUUGUGGUGUCCUAUGUGCAGAUCUUGAGGGCCGUGCUGAGGAUCCCCUCUGAGCAGGGACGGCACAAAGCCUUUUCCACCUGCCUCCCUCACCUGGCUGUGGUCUCCCUGUUCCUCAGCACUGUCAUGUUUGCCUACCUGAAGCCCCCCUCCAUCUCCUCCCCAUCCCUGGACCUGCUGGUGUCUGUUCUGUACUCGGUGGUGCCUCCAAAGCUGCCCCAGGGCAUUGUCAUGGAUGGGCCCCUCACAGCCACCAUUUCCAGCCCUGACUUCUCUCCCCAGCUCACAGAGGUUGUUCUUCCCUCCAUGGAAUGA
This is a messenger RNA of Columba livia (rock pigeon), 567 nucleotides long. RefSeq names its product olfactory receptor 14J1-like. The transcript is spliced from 2 exons. Gene Ontology annotation, molecular function: olfactory receptor activity; odorant binding. The record is from RefSeq and is a predicted model, not a curated record. NCBI's taxonomy places the organism in Eukaryota, Metazoa, Chordata, Aves, Columbiformes, Columbidae. Gene Ontology annotation, cellular component: membrane. Gene Ontology annotation, biological process: G protein-coupled receptor signaling pathway. The annotation marks the transcript as partial.